AUGAAGCGCUUCCUGGGAUCUCUGAGCAGGCGCUCAAGCUCUAGCGACAGUGUCGAACACCGUGAAGACUCACCAGAAGCCAUUGUCCUGAAAGAAUUGACUGCCUUCUGCGAAUCGAAUACAAAUACAAAUGCGAAUGGUUCUUCGCGUGACGCGCAAGGAAAUGAAUUCGUCCACCUCCCCAGAAUCGUCGAAACUGCCGAGUCGAGCCCCAAUGCCGCCAAGCAAGCGGCUCUGCGCAUUCGCAAGUAUCUCGCAGAUCCCGCCGGCACCCCGAACCAGACUCAGUACAAUGCGAUCAUGCUCAUGCGCAUCCUGGUCGACAACCCGGGCCACACCUUCACCCGCAACUUAGAUGCUAAAUUUGUGACGACCAUCAAAGAGCUGUUGCGCACAGGACGCGAUUGGCAUGUGCAGAGCUAUCUCCGCCAGUAUCUAGAUCUCCUUGAGCAACAGCGGUCAUGGGACCAAGAUCUCAAACUGCUGCUGCAGAUGUGGUCGAAGGAAAAGAUUAAAGCUUUCCGCGGUGUGAUCGACCCUUUUCCGAUGAAUACCAUCGUCCCACCGCAAGUCCCGCCCAGGCAUCUCCAGCAGCAACCAUAUAUCCAGCCCCGCGCGCCGGCAAAUACUCUCCCAGAUCUGGUAGAACUAGCGGCGCGCAUCGAGGAAGCGCGCAAUUCGGCAAAGCUGCUAACGCAGUUCGUCCAGUCCACGCCACCGGUAGAGCUGGAAAACAACGAUCUCAUCAAAGAGUUCAUCGACCGCUGCAGGUCCAGUUCGCGUUGUAUUCAAGGAUACAUUCACUCGACCAACCCGGCUCCAGACGAGGACACUAUGUUGACGCUUAUUGAAACGAACGACGAGAUCUCCGUAGCGCUGUCGCAGCAGCAGCGUGCCAUGCUGAAGGCACGCAAGAUUAGAGGGUCUUCAUCGCCGAGUUCGUCCAAUUUGAAUAGCCCCUCGCCGACAUCACCGCCUGUCGCAUCAGGCCCUACGACUUUCUCCCCUCCCGCCAGGCCGCCCGUUCGGACUGCAACACGCAGCCCCGAGUCCCCUGCUCCCGUCCCGGCACAGUUGCCUUCGACGGCCACGACCGGUAGCCGCGCACCUGCUUCUAAUCCUGCAUCGGGAUCUGCGACUGCGAGCCGAUAUGAAUACAACGCCGAGGAAUUCCAGGUGCGGAAUCCUUUCGCUGAUGACUAUGCUACAAAUGACUCGGACCAGGAGAGGCAUCGGGGGCAUGGUGAUUCGCAGCCCCACAGUGAUCGUGUGCGCUUGCAGCCCACUGAGCAGGAGCGCUAG
Molecule: messenger RNA, 1302 nt
Organism: Penicillium robsamsonii
Lineage: Eukaryota; Fungi; Ascomycota; Eurotiomycetes; Eurotiales; Aspergillaceae
Product: GAT domain-containing protein
Exons: 5
Coding region: 1-1302 (433 amino acids)
Biological process (GO): actin filament organization; actin cortical patch localization; endocytosis
Cellular component (GO): actin cortical patch
Molecular function (GO): phosphatidylinositol binding; ubiquitin binding
Source: RefSeq, a predicted model, not a curated record